GGGACAUUUUUCAUUGCACGGUUGCGGGAGAGUAGACUAAGAGAACUGAGAAGAAACUAUUUGCGUUUGUAUUGUGUUUGAUACAUAGUUACUACGUACUCUUAACAGGCAAGUGUGUAGGCUUCGGCAUGAACGGCUUUAGCACGGAGGAGGACAGCCACGACGGCCCCCCGGCGCCGCUCUUUCACGGUCAGAGCUGCUGCCUGAUCGAUGACGGCGAGCGGUGCAGGCAGCCGGCCGGGAAUGCCUCUUUCAGCAAGCGCAUCCAGAAGAGCAUCUCGCAGAAGAAGCUGAAGCUGGACAUCGACAAGAGCGUCCGACACUUGUACAUCUGUGACUUCCACAAGAAUUUUAUCCAGAGUGUUCGCAACAAACGGAAGAGGAAGACCAGUGACGAUGGCGGAGAGUCUCCAGACCAAGAUGUAGAAGUUCCAGAGGUUGACCUGUUCCAGCUUCAGGUGAACACUCUGAGACGCUAUAAGCGGCAUUACAAGCUGCAGACCAGACCGGGAUUAAACAAAGCACAAUUGGCAGAGACUGUAAGUCGCCACUUCCGGAAUAUUCCUGUGAAUGAGAAGGAAACUCUGACUUAUUUCAUUUAUAUGGUGAAGAGCAACAAAAGCCGACUUGACCAGAAGUCAGAAGGCAGUAAACAGCUGGAAUAGUGAAUAGUGUUGCGUGGGAUACAUCUCUUACAAAUGGGCUUAAGCAUUAACAGAUAUUUUUGUCAGGUAAACACAGCUUGAUUUUACACAAGAGAAUAUUCUUUAGAAAUAAGGAAGCUGAUAAUAGAGGGAAAUGGUCGUAUAUUUGACACCCAUCAACUCUUGAGUAUAUACUUCACAAUGUAUGUUGUGCCAAAAGCAUAUAAUUAUGAAGUUUAUAUAUAAAGUGAUAGUAUUGUGGACAAAGAAAAUAUUAUUUGAUGUCUUGUGACUUCAUAUUAUUUGACCACCCCUUUUCUUAUCAAUUGCUAACCCUCUUUUACUGAGUGUAUCUUAGCAAGUUCAUGUUAUGGAGAAUUUUUUUUUAUGCAUUAGAAGCAUUAUCUGUGCUAGGUGUUGGCAAAUCCAGUCAAAGUCUCACAGGUUUCAAAAUGACCUUCAGUUUACAUUGCUAGAUGUGAAUCCCAAAAUUUAGACUGGGUAGCCCCUCUAAAAGCCUGUCCUGCUUUAUGAAGAGUGUCCAUCCCUAGCCAUGAUAAUGCCUGAUUCUUUUGGUUUUCUCUUUUUAAAUUUUGUUUAAUGUAUUAAUUGUAGUACAUGUAGUAAUACAUGUGGCACUUGUUUUGUUUGACCUAAUGUUAAGUUGGGAUCUUGUAGUAACACCUAAGUUGUGUGUCUUAUUAAAAAAUCCAGAUGUGAAUGUGGUUAAUACUCAGAACGGUCCCAAAGAAUCUGAAAGAACCAGAUUCAGGACGGAUGUUUCUGACCCCUUUUGCCACGAUGUGUUUAAUUUUUCCCCCAUUCCAGUGCAGUUGGAUAACUUAUUAUGUUUAGCUAAAUAUCCAUUUGAGCUGUGAUAGGGAAAUGUAGCAUAUUGUAAAGUGUACUGCAUGUGCUGUCUUCCACGUAAACUGCUGUUUUAGAUGAGAUGGGUUAUCUGUAUUUGUAUAAAUUUUGCUUUAAAUAAAUACCCUCAGUGGUGAUGUUG
Molecule: messenger RNA, 1653 nt
Organism: Paramormyrops kingsleyae
Lineage: Eukaryota; Metazoa; Chordata; Actinopteri; Osteoglossiformes; Mormyridae
Product: histone deacetylase complex subunit SAP30L-like
Biological process (GO): regulation of DNA-templated transcription
Cellular component (GO): histone deacetylase complex
Molecular function (GO): transcription coregulator activity; protein binding
Source: RefSeq, a predicted model, not a curated record